Pseudoliparis swirei is the source of this 3768-nucleotide messenger RNA. RefSeq names its product transient receptor potential cation channel, subfamily V, member 4 (gene trpv4). The transcript has 17 exons. Bases 517 to 3114 code for a protein of 865 amino acids. Gene Ontology annotation, cellular component: cilium; membrane. The record is from RefSeq and is a predicted model, not a curated record. Gene Ontology annotation, molecular function: calcium channel activity; protein binding. Lineage: Eukaryota; Metazoa; Chordata; Actinopteri; Perciformes; Liparidae. Gene Ontology annotation, biological process: actin filament organization; osmosensory signaling pathway; calcium ion import across plasma membrane.
GGCGGCGCUCAGUGUGAGGGACCCGGACCGAGGAGCACCAGAGGAGGCUCAGUGUGAGGGACCCGGACCGAGGAGCACCAGAGGAGGCUCAGUGUGAGGGACCCGGACCGAGGAGCACCAGAAGAGGCUCAGUGUGAGGGACCCGGACCGAGGAGCACCAGAGGAGGCUCAGUGUGAGGGACCCGGACCGAGGAGCACCAGAAGAGGCUCAGUGUGAGGGACCCGGACCGAGGAGCACCAGAAGAGGCUCAGUGUGAGGGACCCGGACCGAGGAGCACCAGAGGAGGCUCAGUGUGAGGGACCCGGACCGAGGAGCACCAGAGGAGCUGCGGACCCCUUCAGAGGAAGAGCUUCAGACUCCAGGAGGAGGCGUGGUGACCUGCCGGCCCGCUGACGGAGCUCCUCUGGAGUCGGACCUCCAUCUUGUGUCUCUUGUUUCCACAGGACGCCCACGUGCUGCAGCAGCAUUCCAGUUUCCCCUGAAGAGGAAUUUGCCACCCCGCUGUGACCACAGGGAUGAACGAGGGCCGCUCGGCUCUCCUCAGACGGUGCCACCUCGCUCUGUCCAGGGCUGACCCCUCCGGUUCUGCGGACUCUGGGGACGGCGCGGCGGCGCGGCCGGAGAGCGAUGCCGGCCUCGCGCUGUCGGAGCUCCCCCGGCUGUUUGAGAACGAGGACGGAGCCCCGUCGACUCGGGACGACGGUCCCGAUUCGGCCCCGGAGCCGGUUCCGCCCGGCCAGCCGGCUGAGAGCAGGCAGAACCUGCGGAUGAAGUUCCAGGGUGCGUUCAUGAAGGGCAUUUCCACCCCGAUGGACCUCUUGGAGUCCACCAUGUACGAGUCCAACGGGGCUCCGGGGGCCAAGAAGGCCCCCAUGGACUCGCUCUUUGACUACGGGACCUGCAGGAACACCAGCAACCAGAAGCGGCGCCGGAAGAAGCUCCCGAGAGGUAAAACGGAGACGUCCUGUGAUGAAGGUCCCAGCUCGGAGCUGCCGAAGGUGAUGAAGGUCUUCAACCGCGCGCUCCUCUUCGACUGCGUGUCGCGGGCGGACCCCGAGGCCCUGGAGGGCCUGCUGGAGUACCUGCACAGUCACGGGAAGAGGUUGACUGACGAGGAGUUCAAAGAACUGUCCACGGGGAAGACCUGCCUGCCCAAAGCGCUGCUGAACCUGUACGGCGGGCAGAACGCCACCGUGCCUCUGCUGCUGCACGCCGCCCAGCAGACCGGGAACCUGCGGGAGUUCAUCAACACGCCCUUCAGGGACGUCUACUACCGAGGCCAGACGGCGCUGCACAUCGCCAUCGAGCGCCGCUGUAAGCCGUACGUGGAGCUCCUGGUGGAGCAGGGAGCGGACGUCCACGCCCAGGCGAGGGGACGCUUCUUCCAGCCCAGGGACGAGGGCGGCUACUUCUAUUUCGGUGAGCUGCCUCUCUCUCUGGCUGCAUGCACCAACCAGCCGGACAUCGUGCACUACCUGACUGAGAAUCCUCACAAGAAGGCCGACCUGCGGCGCCAGGAUUCUCGUGGGAACACGGUGCUGCACGCUCUGGUGCACAUCGCGGACAACACCAAGGACAACACGCGCUUCCUCACCAAGAUGUACGACCUGCUGCUCAUCAAGAGCGCCAAGCUCUACCCGGACUGCCACCUGGAGACGGUGCUCAACAGCGACGGCAUGUCGCCCCUCAUGAUGGCCGCCAAACUGGGCAAGAUCGGGGUCUUUCAGCACAUCAUCCGCCGUGAGAUCAAAGAUGAAGACGUUCGCCAUCUGUCCCGUAAGUUCAAGGACUGGGCGUACGGGCCGGUGUACUCCUCCCUCUACGACCUGUCGUCUCUGGACCCCUGUGGAGAGGAGCCGUCGGUGCUGGAGAUCCUGGUGUACAACAGCCGCAACGAGAACCGCCAUGAGAUGCUGGCCGUGGAGCCCAUCAACGAGCUGCUGAGGGCCAAGUGGCAGAAGUUUGCGGCCGUCACCUUCUACAUCAGCGUGGUCUCCUACCUCGUCACCAUGACCGUCUUCACCCUGGUGGCGUACCACCACCCGACGCAGGGCGCGCCUCCGUACCCUUACACCACGUCCUCUGACUACCUGCGCAUGGCGGGAGAGAUUCUCACCUUGGCUUCAGGAAUCUUCUUCUUCCUCACCAACGUUAAGGACCUCUUUCUGAAGAAGUGCCCCGGGGUGAAGUCCUUGUUCAUGGAUGGAUCCUUUCAACUGCUGUACUUCGUGUACUCUGUCCUCAUCGUGGUCACGGCGGUCCUCUACCUGUGGGGCAACCAGGCCUAUGUGUGUGUGAUGGCGUUUGCGCUGGUGCUGGGCUGGAUGAACACGCUGUACUUCACCAGAGGCCUGAAGCUCACGGGCACCUACAGCAUCAUGAUCCAGAAGAUUCUGUUCAAAGACCUGUUCAGGUUCCUGCUGGUGUACGUGCUCUUCAUGAUUGGAUAUGCCUCAGCGCUGGUGUCCCUGCUGACCGUGUGCCCCCCGCCGGGCACAGAGUGUGAGGGGGGCUGUCCCACCUACCCCAGCUGCAGGGACCCGGAUACCUUCAGCGCUUUCCUCCUGGACCUCUUCAAGCUGACCAUCGGGAUGGGAGAGCUGGACAUGAUCCACGGCGCUCGGUAUCCUGCAGUCUUCCUCAUCCUGCUGGUCACCUACAUCAUCCUCACCUUCGUGCUGCUGCUCAACAUGCUGAUCGCGCUGAUGGGGGAGACGGUGGGACAGGUGUCCAAGGAGAGCAAAAAGAUCUGGAAGCUUCAGUGGGCGACGACGAUCCUGGACAUCGAGCGCUCGUUUCCUGUCUGCCUCCGCAAGUCUUUCAGAGCCGGAGAGAUGGUGACUGUGGGGAAGAGCCGGGACGGAACACCUGACCGGCGCUGGUGCUUCAGGGUGGACGAGGUGAACUGGUGCCACUGGAAUCAGAACUUGGCAAUGAUCAACGAGGAUCCGGGCAAGAACGAGACGUGCCAAGCCAGCGGGCUGCAGCCGGCUGUCAGAGGCCUGCGGAGAGACCGCUGGUCCACGGUGGUCCCGCGGGUGGUGGAGGCGAGUAAGGGUCCGCGGCCUCGUGACCUGGCGAUCGAGAUGGAGCCGCUGGCGCCCAAAUACUGAGGACUCGCAGCGGGGCGGCGCCGGGGGGGGGGGGGUCUUCUCACGGAGCGUUGGGCUCAUCACUGGCAUGAUCUGCUCAGGUUGGACAUUUUGUUCAGAACAAGUAUCGUAAACAUGCCGGGCAGCCGGUCGUGUGACGGAGACACGGACACACCGGAUGGACCGUCUGAAAACACAUGAAGUUAAACCAACAUGAGAUUCAUUUAAAGGGAGCUGAAAGGAGUUUUAAUAACAUGUCACAAAGGAAGAGACUUGAUCAGAAACUGCAGCGCCGUGUCAGACAUCAGGGAUUCUAGAGAGUCCAAAUGCGUGGUCGUCCGGUCUCCUCGUCUCCUCGUCUCCUCGUCUCCUCGUCUCCUCGUGCGUUCCAAGAGGAGAGGCGGCGUUCGCGUGUUCUCGCAUGAGCAGUGGAGCCAAAGCGUGGACGCCAUUCACAGAGGAGGCCCCGCCUCCAGGACCCAAGCAGCACAAUGAACACGUUGUUCGGCUUCGAGGAGAUCAGUUCGCUUUUACUUCCUUGUUUUACAUGUCAGAGGUCCCUAUAUGAGAUGAUAUUGUGUAUUUGGUCGUUUGUAUUCUUGUUCAUUGAUCAGAUGACGGUUCAGUGCAGAGAAACAGGACCGUGUGUUUCAUAAAGUCUCCUCCUGAAUCCGU